This is a messenger RNA of Effrenium voratum, 6209 nucleotides long. The record is from the annotation of a GenBank genome assembly. Lineage: Eukaryota; Dinophyceae; Suessiales; Symbiodiniaceae.
AGAAUUUCUGCUCAAGCGCGGGGAUAUUUGACAGUCAGAUUUCUCACGCGGACGGCCCAAUGUCUUGGCCUUGGCUGGUUGCCCUAGGGCUCGCCACUGUGCAGGCACUCGACUUGCAGGUGACCAGCGUGUCGAGGAGCAACGGCAAUACUGUCGAGUUCAAGGUGGAUGGGCAGACAUUGAACGUGGCCAGCGCCCGCGGCGUCAACACCGCGGUGAUCAACUUCGAUGGAUCUUUGCAGUCCUUCCAGGUCUUUGACACCCACGCAGCCGGGUCAGAGGCUCUCGUGACCUUUGUGGACGGCCUCAGCGCUGGGACCAUUGUCCUCAUGGGCGUGCGGGACGAGGCCAAGGGCAACAUGAGCACAGCAGCCAAGGCAACGAACAAAUCAGGACGCCAUCGAGACCUUGGGGGCCGACCUCAUCGACACCUUGGUCUACCGAGCCUCCUAUGCCUUGGUGGGCGUCAAAGGCGGCCACGCCCUAGCGGAGCAGACCUUUGCGGACGGGGACGCGGACAGCGUGGCGAUGGGGACCUGGAGCAACAUGGAGACGGUGAACGUCACGGUGACCAGCACCUCCAGGAGUGCAGGCAACGCGGUUUCCUUCGCGGUGGACGGGCACAACUUGGUGGUGCAGACCGCGCGCGGGAUGAACGUGGUGGUCAUUGGGCCUGGGGGCAUUAUGGAAUCCUUUAACAACUUCGACACCCACGCUGCGGGUAGCGAGGCGCUGGUGGCCUUUAUUGAAGGCUUGCCCACGGGCACCUUGGUGGGCUGCGCGGCCCGGGACGACGCCCGGGGCAACCUCAGCGCCGCGGCCAAGGAUGCGAUCAAGACCUGCGGCGCCACCCAGAUCGACUCCCUGGUUUACCGGGGCGCCUACGCCUUGGUGGGGAUCAAGAAUGGCCCUGCCCUGGCAGAGCAGACCUUCCCCGAUGGCGAGGUGGCUGUAGCCUCAGCCCUCUACAGCCUCGAAAAAGUCUCAAGCUUCACUACCGAAGCCCCCACUACCACGACGCCGACCACGACUCCGACGACCACCACUGAGGCGGCGCCCUUGUGCUCCAUGCUCACCUGCUCCGCCGGCACCGUGCUGAAGCGAGCGGAGAUGCUCAGCGUGCAGAGCAGCGACGAGGCGGUGUGCUGCACGACUGCCGAAAAGGACAUGGCCGACGUGGGCGUGCGCAGCGCCGGCUUUGCGGAUGGGAACGAGGUGGUGUUCUUCGCCAACGGCGUGGAGUUCUACCACGGGCCCUCGCGAGGCCUCACCGUGGUCCUUGUGCGGCCCGACGGCACGCGGAAAGACUCCGCCACCUUUGACACCAUGAAGGACGGCUCGGACGGUCUUGCAGCAUACAUUGAUGCCAUCGAAGAUGGCACCAUGGUGCUGGUGGGAGCGCGUGACGAGGCCUCCAUCAACUUGACGUCGACGGCCAAGACUGCGAUCAAGACCUUGGGGGCCACGCAGAUCGACAGCCUCAGCUUCCGCGCGGGCUAUGCCUUGGUGGGGGUGAAAGGCGGCACCGCUCUGGCGGAAGAGAUGAAGAAGACCAACGAAGGCUAUGCGGUUGCCGUGGGCGAGAUGAAGAUUGUGAUCUCGGUAGAUGCCAACAAGCCGCUUUGCGACCUCACCGCCCCGAAGCCUGAGGUAUCGGGCUACGUGUCUCAGGGCAAUCUCAACUUGGACGCAGGCUGUCGCUACAACAUCUUCGAGAAGCCCCACGCAACGCAGUGCCUUUCAGGUAGUUGGAUCAUGCUUACAGGAUCCUCCAAUACAUUGCUCGAGUUCGGCAACUUGAUCAACUUCCUGGCGCCGGAGGAGUACGAGAUUACGCGGGACGGCGAGAUGAUCGGCGCCUCCGCCGUGGCGGAUGUGGUCAUCGAGGAUGGGAAAGUGGUCCACUGGGCGACGGUGAGCAAUCAGCUGCCGGAGUGCCGACAGGUCAACAAGGACUUGGCCAUGGCCAAUCGACCUGCCUGCAAGCAGGCCAUCGAAACUCUGCUGGCGCAGGCUCCAGCGUACAGCCCCACUGCCGUGCGCAUCACCAUGUUCAUCUCCUUCUUCUGGUACAGGACCGAGCUCGCUUUGCAGGUGGUGGAGGCCGACACCAAGUGGAGCGCCGCCAAGCUGGGGGUGGUCACGCAGGUGGGGGCCUGGUACAACGUGUGCAGCGUCACCAAGGAGUCCUACUGCCCCCGCCAGGAACUGCUCGACAUGGAUCGAGACCCAGCGAUCCAAGUCUUCAAGGAUGAGAUGGAGCAAGUCUUCGCACUGAUGGACCCCUUCUGCAAGACGGGGAGGGCCAGCGCUCUGGGAUGUUACGUGCAGACCAUCUCCUGGACCAACGGAGUGAGGGACAACGACAACUUCCAGGUGAUGAACGGCUACAUCGAGGAGCUGAUGGCCAGCCGCUGGUCCGCGAAGUUUCGGCUCAUCGACUUCUUCAAACUCGGCGGCGCCAUGCCGGAGGAGGUGAUCAACGGCCACGGCUCACAGAUGCUGAACCUCUGGUCCUGGACGGUGAUGUUCAACGCCAUGUGCCCCGCGGAGAUGGCGGCCAGGGGCUCCUACGCCCAGUGGACCGGCAACCUGUGCUCGGGCACCGAGGCGCGCUGGGAGAACUGCCCCAACUACUUCCCGGCCUGCGAGGAUGGCCCUCGCUGCGAGAAAUGGGAAUGCAUGAACAGCGUGCCCUGCACCUUGACGGCUACCGAUCCACCGGUUCAAGGAGACACCACAGGACUCUGCGAUGAUCCGGUGAACAUCACCUCCUGGCUGGCCGCUGGGGCCAUGGAGGCGGAUGUUGUGGAGGAGCCCUGCUUCAACGGCAGGGGCCUGCGCAAGCGCUUGUGGUGCGUGCAGGGCAUCGAGUGGUCGCUGCCGGUCGGCACGACUUUGCUGGCGGUGUUCAUUGGCGUGGCCCAGUUCCUGUGGGCCAAGACACACCCGGCCAAGCCCAAGCAGAAGGAGGCCCCAAAAGUGGUCACGGAAGAGAAGCGCAGCAUCGCCCUCUUCAAGUCGGAGGCCAAGGAGCCCUCGGAGAAGGGCAAGAGCCACCCGGGCAGCCCGGCCUGCUCCGAGGGCGAAGCGGCUCCCGACUUCGCUCUGGAGAUCAACGAGGAGGUGAACCGCUCCAAGACGGAGAAGAGUACCAAGACCCAUAAGAGCGACGUGCCCAACGAGCGGGACGCGUCCCCUUCGCGGGGCUUGUCGAGGGCGGCUUCUCGCGCCGCCUCCAGGAAGGAGGAGGAGUUUGCUGACGUGCUGGCGCCGCAGGAGGAGUUUGCUGACGUGCUGGCUCCGCAGGACUUCCGGUCCAAGAGUAAGGCCACGCUGAAGUCUGAGGCGAAGUCCGAGGCGGAGAACAACGAGCCCGUGAAGCCCAUCUCUGAGGCCAACGAGAUCAGCAAGGCGGCCCCGGUCGUGGCGGCGGCGGCCCCGGCCCCGGUCGUGGCGGCAGUCGUGAUGGGGCCCGCCGAGAAUGUGAUGCUUGAGACACGAGCGGAGUCCAAGGAGAACCAGCAGAUCAAGCUCCGGGCGGCGGGGAAUAAGUAUCCCCUUGGCCUGGCACGGUUCAUGGGCUCCACCCACGUGGUGGUGGGGCACUUGUUCGCAAAGGGCGUCACGGAUCCGAUCUACUUCUUUGGCUGGGGCUUCACCUGGGUGCCCUGGUUCUUUAUGCUCUCCGGCUUCGUGCUCUUCAGCGCCUAUCUGAAGAACCCCAAGGAGGAGACCAUGAUCCAGUACGUCCUGCGACGCAGCACCACUAUCUACCCGCUGUACGCCUUCUCUUUGAUCCCUGCCUUCAUUCUGGGCAAGGUCUACGGCACCAUGCAGGCGGAGUGGCCCACGCUUCUGGCCCAAAGUUUCCUGAUGCAGGCCUGGGUGCCCCACUUCACGGAGAACGCCCUGCAGAUGCACUGCUGGUUCCUGAGCUGCAUGGUGGUGUACUGGUUCUUCUUCAAGCCCUUCGCCUGCUUGUUCAGGUACCUGAACCUUCUGGGCACCUUCCUUCUGAUGGGUUUCUUCUUCUUCCUGCCGUGGCUGCUGAUCCUCAUCCCCGUCUUCGCCUCAGAGCCCGUGGACUGGUACAAGGAGCAUGACUUCUACGCCACUGACACCUUCCUGAACAUUGGGGUGAUCAUGCUGAAGUACCACCCUCUUUGCUAUUUCCACGUCUUCAUCCUGGGCAUGCUCCUGGCCAAGUUGCGGCAGCUGCUGGAUUGCUAUGCUGCCUCCUCGCCGCACGGAUGCUUCUCCUGGCGGAACCCCUUCAACGUGGGCUUGCAGUUCGUGGCGCCGCUGGGCUACCUGGCGCUGUUCCUGGUCUUCAGUGUCCAGGAGUUCAAUGCCAAGGCAUGGGGCUACAAGCUCUCGGCCCGGGUUUCGGUGCUGCUGCCGUUCCAGGCGAUGAUCCUCUUUGGCCUGGCGGGUUUGCCCAGCCUGCCGCUGCCCUUCUUCUCCUAUGCCUUCUCCCAGUUUGACUUCCUGGAGAACUACUCCUACGCGGUGUAUGUCUUCCAAUUCCUGACCUACGCUGUGUGGCCGCAGACGGGCCAGGUGAGCAUCUUCUUCUUCCUGGUCUUCACCUAUGCCUCCGCCUUCGUCAUUGCAAGGUGCAUUCAGCAGCCGAUCCAGAAGUGGUGGGCCGCGCACACCCGGGCGCGCCUGGUGGUGCCCUUCAUUCUGGCCACGGCCCUGGUGGGAUUCAGCUUCCUGCCGGAUCCUUCCAUCGACACCAGCCUGCCAGAUGUGCCGGCGCAGAUCGUGCUGGAUAACCGCACCAUCGACAUGCGCUUGAAUCUGCUGGACCGCGAGGGCCAGCGACAGGAGGCCACCCUGAUCAACCCCUCACUGCUGAUCCAGAAUGGCCAGGUCCACGUGGUGGCGCGGCGCCACCGGCGGGAGACGGUGCAGAGGAACGGGCGCUAUGAUGGCCCCGACGGCAGCGGAGAUGCUGUAAUCAUCGAGCAGCUGUGGCACUCAGACAUUGUGAUGGGCAGCAAAGCCAUCGAUGCAGAAGCAUGGAAGAACUGGCCCACCAGCGGCACGAGUCCACUGGCGGGCACGGAGCUAACGAAGUGGGGCGGCCUGCGCACCGUGCAGGGCGCGGAGUGGGCUGACUUGUGCGUCAUCGAAACCUGGAUCCCCUCGAACAACACCCUCAUCCGCCUGAAGGUGACGGGCCCCGAAGACCCCAAGGCGGUAGACCAGGCGGGCAACGUGGUCAUGGCCUUCGACUCCAAGCCCCCGCACCACGGGGACCUCUCCAUCUGCAGGAGGAACCAGCAGGGCUUCGCCGACGCGGUGACGCAGAUGUACCUCUCCGCCGGCGUGCAGAUCGACCAGCCCGAGAUGCCCAUGAUGGGCUACCGGCUCAGCUACGGCCAAGCAGACGUGGCCGAGAAGAACUGGAUUCCCUUCGUUUACAAGGGAGCCUUGCAUUUCGUGUACACGCCCAUGCCUCACGUGAUCGUGUCGGCGCAGCAGGACGGGUCCAGCGAGAAGGUCUACAGCUCCACCUUCCGACCCUUGCAGCGAAUUGUCCAGGAGGCACCCCACGUGCAAAUCCGGGGCUCCGCGCAGGCGGUCUUCGUGAAUGACACCUCCCUGACCCCCAGCUUGGCGGCGCCGCACUACUUGGCUUUGCUCCACUUGUUCGACGCCAAGACCGGGAGAUACGCCCACCAUGCCUACCGCUUCGGGGCAGAGCCCCCGUUCAUGAUGCUUCAGCUCUCAUCCCAGCUGCCCCUCACAGAGGCGGCGGCGACGCCGGGAGGCACCGCCUUCGCCUUCGCCUCCGGGCUGGCGGUGCAGGGCUCCACCGUAGUCAUCACCUACGGGGCCGGGGACCGCGACGCGCGGGCGCUGGUGAUGACCAUGGACCGCCUGGACGACAUGUUCAAGUGCUCCAGCUACGCGGAAAGCUGAGCUCAUGAAAGUUGGCGUGCUUAGGAUACUUUGGCUUUAGGGCAACAAUUGCCCGGAGCUGGAAUUGCUUUGGCAACUGCAUGGAGCCACAGGCCAACAGUUCAUGUUGCUUUCGCCAAAUGGCGAAUUGUCAACUUGCAAUCGUCCGGCCUAGCGGCGAAGACAAUAUUUUCCACCUAUAGUUUGCAUCCAUCAGCUUUCUCAUUAGGAGUGCAUGGGCACUGCCUUUGCAAUGCUCUCAUGGAGAACUACAUUCUACAUCGGCAUUCCUUGCU